ACCGUAUAUAUUAUUUAUAAAUAUCGUGCCAAUGUUUAAAAAAAAAAACAUCUAAAAACAGAAACAAAAUUUGUAAAACUUGUCAAUGCUUUGUCAUUCGGCUAAACGAUAAGGAAUAUAUGAUUAUUAAUCGAUAUAUAUAUAUAUAUAUAGAUCAUCAUCAUCGAUAUAUGUGCUGAUACCAGACAAGUGCUGACAUUCAAAUGGAUGUAUGAACUAUUCAUGGAUCCAUAUGAUUGUCACGACUUUUGAAAUACACUACAAUAUAUUCUUAAGAUAGGAGAUCAUUGACACAUAAACACACACACACGCAGAUAUGACGUACUAAUAUAACCAACAUAAAUCCAUAUACAAUAUAUAUAUUUUGAUGUUAUACAUACACACACAAACACACACACACACAUAUGAAUUAAUUGUAAGCCCAAAAUUAUAGGAAAGCAUUUUUUUUUUAUAGAAAUUUGUACGCGUCGUCUAAGCGUUCAGCUAGCUAAAAAAUAGGUUCCUAAAAUUAUACAAAAAAAAAAAACCAGAUAAAAACAACAAAAAAAUACCACAAAACAUAAGGGAAAAUACCACAAAAAACAAAAGGAAAAAUGUUAGAAUCGUAAAUGGAAACCAAUAAGCAGAACCGUAAUAUUUAUAAUAUAAUGGAUAAAUUGUAAUCUAAAGCCAAGCUAAAAAAAAAAACAUCAACAAUUAAACAACAACAAAAAAACUAACAUUAUAAUACAUUUAACUAUAAAUACAAUUUAUACAAGAAAAAAAAGAAUACCAACCAAGCGAGAAAAUUGGUGGCAAAAGACCUGAAAAAUGUAUCGGAAUAAUGUUUAUACCAUAUAAAUAAUGUAUAUUUUUGCAAGCGAAAUUAUAAUGUCAAACAUAGAAGCGAAACGAAACGAAAAUGGAAGGAAGGACCUGUAGGAUAAAGCGAUAUAUCGAUCAUAAAUCGAUAAUAAAGACGUAAAAAUUUUCGCAUAUACAUAUUAUUAUAUAUAUAUAUAUAUAUCAAUUUUUUUUAAAACUUAUUUUGUUAUAUAACUUAUGGAAUAAUCCAAAAAAUAUGUUUUAUUAUACAUUUUUUUUUUAAACUAAAGAUCGUUUUUUUUGGUCACACUUAGCCCGGUGCGACAGUGCGUGUCAUAGCUGUAAGUCGAUUAGAGAUCUGAAUUUAUAUUUUAAACAAUUGUAUAUCCUUUCUCCAUUGCCUUAAUUCAAAGAAAGCCUUAAUUUAAUGAUCGCCUUUUACGAUAUAUAUAUUUUUCUGAGCCAAUUGCUAGCGACGUGUGGUUGUGAAACGCACUGUACACUUUUUAAUAAUUUUUUCCCAUUUCUCGUGUUUUUUGCACGAUUUGGCAUUGUGUUUGUCCCCAUGAUUUCAUGUACGACUUAGUCCUUAAGUAGUUUCUAAGGCUGUGUAACUAAAAACUAAAAACAAGAACAUGUACUAACAAAAAAACAAAAAAGAAAUCAAAAAAGAAAAACCUAUGGCUUACGGACAUACCCCUUUGAUUGGUUGUUGUAUUUGAGUUUAGCGCCGUACAAUUUUUGUUUAUUUUGAAUAUGAGUUCGAGGCGAGGCGGGAUAAACAGAAAUUGGCAAGUGCACUUACUAAACGUAUAAUGAAAUAUAAAUGAAGUACAUAUAUAAUGAAUCGAUUAUAAAAGCCUAAGCUCUAAGUACGAUACAAACUAAUAUUACAAUUAACAAUUUUUUUGUAAACCAUUUUGUAAGGCUUGAUCCUUUUGAUUUGAACCGAAGGGUCAAAAUAGUCCCCCGAAGCGAAAGGUCAGAAGGGGCCCAAAGCAAAGGGCUAUAAAAGGCUCAAAACCAAUGGCCAGAAAAGCAAAACAAAAGUGGUAAAGAAACACACAAAAUCAAAGUGAAGCAAAGCUAAGAAAAAUGAAAGCAAAAGCUGAAAUAAUUAGUCCACAUUUUAGUCUAAACAAAAACGAAACAUACCAAGAAAGGUUAAAGCUAAAGUAAAUCUACAAACUAAAAUCAAGAAAAGCUAAAAAUGAUACACGGAAACACAAAUUGUAACAUGGAUUUGCUAUAUAAAAAAACUUAAACUAAACAAACGAAUGAGAAUGAGAAUGAAAUGAUUAUCUAGCAAUAAAAAUAAACAGAAUGAUUUCAUUUAUACAGAUCGCAAGCGAUCUAUCGAUUUGGUGGAGAGAAGAGGAAUGGCGGGAGAGAGCUGUUUGCUAAUUUAUGCCAAAAAUAGGUCAACACCUGAAUAUGCUACUCGGAAAACCAGUUUGGCAGAUGGGCUGGCCGAUCAUCGCGGGCGUUCCCGAAAGUGAGAGGAAAACAUAAUCUGUGAUUUGUAUGCGAGUUUUGGGUGAUUUCUUUUCUGACGACAUCUUUUGACUGGGACUUGUGACUCAUUAUGAAUGCCAAACACAAUCCCCGCGACUAUGUGUAAACCCGUUUUGAGCGAGAGAAAAGAAGAGUGGGAGCCUCUUCAAUCAGCUGGCAACGAAAUGCAUUCGUUGCGCUGUUCACAACAUAUACUAUCACUCUCCCUGCCAGUGAUUGCCUGAAAUCCAACACGGAAUGUAUCGCAAUGUGCUCUGCUUGGUGCUGGGCCUGGUCAUUGGCAUACGACUGACGGAUCUCUUCGAUUACCUGCGACUCACUGAUAGCCGCGACUAUGCCCUCACCCAGGCCCCCGCUGCCACGCCUCAGGUCCACACUGAAACAAAAACUGAGACGGAGGCGGACAUUGCCGCGUGGCUGUUUAAUGAAACGCGAGUGCUGUGCCUCGUGCUGACAAUACCCCAGUGGCACCACAGAAAGGCCGCAAAGGUGAAGAACACGUGGGGUUCGCGCUGCAAUAAGUUGAUAUUCCUGAGCAGCGAAGAGGACAAAGAACUGGGGGCCAUCGAUGUGGGUGUGCCUGAAGAUCGUAAAAAUCUGUAUGCCAAAGUUCGCGCCGGCUUUGCGUACGCGUACAAGCAUCAUGGUGAGGAUUACGAUUGGUUUCUCAAGGCAGAUGAUGAUACCUUUAUUAUCAUGGAGAAUCUGAGGUACUUUCUCUACCCCUACGAUCCAGAGGCCGCUCUUUAUUUUGGCCACAAAUUCCACACCGAUUUCCCGCAGGGCUACAUGUCCGGUGGGGCAGGCUACGUGUUGAGUCGUGAUGCCCUGCGGCGACUGAAUCUCUUUGCGCUGAAUAACACCCGUUUCUGUCCAGAGAAUACGCUGUCAGAGGAUCGGCAGAUAGGAAAUUGCCUGAGGAAUGUGGGUGUUGUGGCAGGAGACUCUCGGGAUGAGGAGGGACAGGAACGCUUUUUGCCGCUGUCUCCCAAGCAUUUGGUGCCCCAUUUUCCCACCACUGGAUGGCUGAGUGGCUUUGUGUUCUAUAAGCCGACGGAGACCUGCUGUUCGACCACUGCCAUCAGCUACCACUACGUCAAGGACUUUGAGUUCGAGAUCUACGAGUACUUGUUGUAUCGCCUGCGUGUCUUUGGCAUACCCGUGCCUCUGCAGAAACUGCCGCCACGCCUGGGCUUCAGGGAAAUGCAUUCCCUGCUGCGCUAUUGGUCCCAGGUGGUGUCCGAUAACCUGGAAAAACCUGGGGCUUAAUGUAAUUGCUACACUUUGAGAUAAAUAAAGCAAGAGGCAGCGACGAUGAAGAUUUAUUCCCAUCAAUA
Molecule: messenger RNA, 3656 nt
Organism: Drosophila miranda
Lineage: Eukaryota; Metazoa; Arthropoda; Insecta; Diptera; Drosophilidae
Product: glycoprotein-N-acetylgalactosamine 3-beta-galactosyltransferase 1-like
Exons: 4
Coding region: 2557-3588 (343 amino acids)
Cellular component (GO): membrane
Molecular function (GO): N-acetylgalactosaminide beta-1,3-galactosyltransferase activity
Source: RefSeq, a predicted model, not a curated record